Messenger RNA from Macrobrachium nipponense, 966 nucleotides. RefSeq lists its product as uncharacterized. The transcript has a single exon. The record is from RefSeq and is a predicted model, not a curated record. Lineage: Eukaryota; Metazoa; Arthropoda; Malacostraca; Decapoda; Palaemonidae. The coding region runs from base 1 to 966 and encodes 321 amino acids.
AUGGCAGUUAAAUGCACAUAUGAGAAAGAGGAUAGAAUAAACAUAUUCAGCAAUGAAGAUUUUCCUGCUAUGAUUCCACGUGAUAAAGUGAAUCCUGGUGGAAAAAUAAAUGAAGAGGUACAGGUAGUUGGGGAUAGUCAAGAACAGGUUAAUGUGUACGAAGACAAAAAUGAAAAGGAAGAUGAGAAAAAUGGAAAUGAAAUUAGUGUGAAUGAAGACGGCAAUGCAAAGGAAGACGAGAAUAAUGGAUUUUCCUUUUUUUUUUAUAAUGAAAUGGAUGUGAAUGAAGAAGACAGUGCAAAGGAAGGCGAGAAUAAUGGAAAUGAAAUGGAUAUAAAUGAAGACAGUGCGAUUGAAAAGGAAAUGGAUGUAAAUAAAGAAAACAGUUCAAAGGAAGAUGAGAAAAAUGGAAAUAGAAAGGAAAUUGAAGUGAAUGACAAAGAUUUAGCAAAUAAUCAUUUCAGCGACAAUAAGACGAAUAAAGGGCAAAGCCCAGAUGGAAUAACAACUGGUAUAAUAGAAGCAGAAGUACACCAAGACAUGGGAGGAACAGAGGACAGUAACACCCAAAUAGAACCAAGGUUGAGAGAGGGAAGUCCUUUGCAUGACGAGCAGUCGUUAGAUUUCAUGGAUUUAAAGUUCCUUAGUUGUGAAGAUAAAGCUGAUCAUGAUAUCACAGUAAAGGCAGAUCCAGUUGUAAAUGUAGCACUACCAGAAGCGUUUUCACAAGACUUGUUUGCUGAAGGUAUAUCAGAGGAUGCCGGGGAAGAAGCUGUCACUAUUGAUGACGACUCAAGUAGCAAUUCAGAAGAUGGUAGUGAAGUGGGAGGAGUACCUGACAUCGAUGAUAGAAAAGACUCUGAGAAGAAAAGUGAAUGGUCUGUUAAAGUGAAGUCAGGGGGGAAAUUAAAAUUGAGAAAGAACAAGAAUAAAAAGAAUAUUGCGAAAAAGAGGAAAAUAGUUUAG